This is a messenger RNA of Lytechinus pictus (painted urchin), 2634 nucleotides long. RefSeq lists its product as uncharacterized. Lineage: Eukaryota; Metazoa; Echinodermata; Echinoidea; Temnopleuroida; Toxopneustidae. The record is from RefSeq and is a predicted model, not a curated record. The transcript has a single exon. Bases 1 to 2634 code for a protein of 877 amino acids.
AUGGAACAACAACUUGUCAUUACCAACACCGUCUUCCAGCAAAAGGACAGUCUCAAGACAACAUGGAUGCAUCCUCGUUCUAAACACUGGCACCUCAUUGACUAUGUCUUAGUGCGUGGACGUGACCUAAACGACAUCCUUCACACCAGAGUGAUGCCCAGCGCAGAAUGUCAUACUGACCAUCGCCUAGUGCGCUGCAAACUCAGGAUGCAUUUCAAACCUAAGCUAAGAAAGGGAGGCCCCCGCAGGAAAAAGUUUGAUCUCAACAAGCUACAGUCAGCUGAAGUGAAAGCUGAGUUCCAGGUAGGCAUACAGGCCAAGCUUGAAAACAACAGCUGCCUAGAGGAUCCUUCUCCUGAAACACUAUGGAACUCGCUUAAAGCUUCCAUUCUGCAGUCAUCUGAGGAAACUAUCGGGUUUUCCAUAAAGAAGAGCAGAGAUUGGUUUGACGAAAACAACAAAGAGAUCCAGGAACUGCUGGAAAAGAAGAGAUCGGCCCACCUGUCACAUCCGUCCUGUCCUGUGAAGAAAGCUGCCUUCCGUCACAUCUGCAACAACCUCCAGCGUGAGUUUCGUGUGAUGCAAAAUGAGUGGUGGACCAAACUUGCAGCAAGAACACAGCAGUACGCCGAUGCUGGUGACUACAGAAGCUUCUAUGAAGCCAUCAGGGCUGUUUAUGGCCCCAGACACCAGGCUCAGUGUCCAUUACGCAGUGCGGAUGGACUGACACUCCUCAAAGACAAGACAUCUAUCCUUACCCGAUGGUCUGAGCACUUUCAGGCACUCUUUGGAGCUGACCGGGUUGUCCAGGACUCAGCAACCCUCCGCAUCCCCCAGCUGUCAGUCAAGGAGGAACUGGAUAUACCGCCCUCUCUGCAAGAACUUACAAAAGCCAUUGAGCAGAUGAAGAGUGGCAAAGCAGCAGGAGUUGAUGGAAUUUUACCUGAGAUAUGGAAAUGUGGAGGACCAGUGUUACACAACAAGCUCCAUGAACUCCUUGUCUGUUGUUGGGAACAGGGCAAGCUACCAGGAGACCUCCGCGAUGCAGUCAUCAUUACCUUAUACAAGAAUAAGGGGGAAAGGUCUGACUGCUCAAACUACAGGGGUAUCACUCUACUGUCCAUCGCAGGAAAAAUCUUUGCCCGAGUGCUCUUGAAUAGGCUAGUACCUGCCAUCGCAGAAGACCACUUCCCAGAAACCCAGUGUGGCUUCAGAGCAAACCGAGGUACCACAGACAUGGUCUUCGUCCUCCGUCAGCUCCAAGAGAAAUGCCGGGAACAAAAUAAAGGACUGUACAUAACGUUUGUCGACCUAACCAAGGCAUUUGACACGGUGAGCAGAAAGGGCCUCUGGCUAAUCUUGGAACGCCUCGGUUGUCCCCCAAGGUUCCUCAGUAUGAUCAUCCAGCUGCAUGAAAACCAGCGUGGCCAAGUUAGGUUAAACAGCCAUCACUCCGAAUCUUUCCCAAUCACAAACGGUGUGAAACAGGGUUGUGUCCUUGCACCGACGCUGUUCAGUAUCUUCUUCAGCGUAAUGCUCAAGCAGGCCAUGGAAGGUCUUGAUGAAGACGAGGCUGUCUACAUCCGCUACCGCCUCGAUGGCAGUCUAUUCAAUCUCAGGAGACUGCAGGCCCACACAAAAACUUGUGAGCAAAUAUUUAGAGACCUUCUCUUUGCCGAUGAUGCUGCCCUCGUUGCCCAUACCGAAAGAGCCCUGCAGUGCUUGACAUCCUGCUUUGCGGAGGCUGCUCAACUCUUCGGACUCGAAGUCAGCUUGAAGAAGACGGAAGUCCUCCAUCAACCUGCACCCCGGGAAGAGUACCGCCUUCCUCACAUCACUAUUGGCGAGACUGUGUUGAAGAGCGUUCACCAGUUUACCUACCUGGGAUGUACAAUUACUUCAGACGCCAAGAUUGACAGGGAAGUAGACAACAGACUGGCCAAAGCUAACAGUGCCUUCGGCAGACUGUACAAGCGGGUCUGGAGAAAUAAGCAUCUGAAAAGGGGCACCAAGAUCAGCGUAUACAGAGCUGUUGUCCUCACCACCCUACUGUACGGUUCUGAGUCGUGGGUAACUUACCGCCACCACAUGCGACUCCUGGAGCGUUUCCAUCAGCGCUGUCUCCGGAUCAUCCUCAACAUUCACUGGACCGACUAUGUCACAAAUGUUGAGGUCCUUGAACAGGCGGAGAUCCCCAGUAUCGAGGCCAUGCUGCUGAAGACUCAGCUCCGUUGGGCAGGACACAUCUCAAGAAUGGAAGACCAUCGCCUGCCCAAGAUAGCCCUGUACGGCGAACUUUCUACUGGCAAUCGUGACAGAGGGGCUCCAAAGAAACGCUUCAAGGACAUCCUGAAGAAGUCCCUCGGUACAUGCCAUAUCGAUCAUUGCCAGUGGUCUACUCUGGCUGCUGACCGUGCUAGCUGGCGACAUAUAGUCCAUCAGGCUGCCUCUUCUUUCGAGGAAUCCCGAAAAGAUCACCUGAGGGAGAAACGUCGCCGCAGAAAGAAUCGCGAAGCCUCAGCAGCCACACCAAACGUGACUUUUGACUGCGGCCGCUGUGGCCGGGCCUGUCUAUCACGUAUUGGCCUUGUGAGUCACAUGCGUGCCUGCAGUCGACGUGGACUGCCUUUAUAA